Anthostomella pinea is the source of this 1014-nucleotide messenger RNA. The record is from the annotation of a GenBank genome assembly. NCBI's taxonomy places the organism in Eukaryota, Fungi, Ascomycota, Sordariomycetes, Xylariales, Xylariaceae.
AUGUCGUUCGCGAGGAAACCAAGUCUGCUCUGCUGGCUGUGCCAGUCGCGAGCCUUCAGCACAUCCUACCGUCGUCUCGCGGAGCAAGCAACGAUGAUCACCACAACGACCACCAAGCCGGCGAAGAUCUCAACGACCCCCUCGGCACCGCCGCCGCCGCCCAAAAAGUUCAUACCAGCUUCGCCCCUUGAGAACGCGCCGAGAAGCUACGGCAAGCGCCUGGAGGAAUUCACGCCGACGCCGCUGAGCCGGCCCAUCGGGCUGCCGUACCCGCCGCAGCCGGGCCAGAACACGGGGCUAGACUUCCGCACGAUGCGGCAGCGGCGGGACGACUUCGUCAACAUAGACAAGCACCUACAGAGGCGCGAGGAGCUGAAGAACAAGAUCUCGCGGCCCUACUUCCGCGACUGGGGCAACCUGCAGUGGCACAAGGGCAAGACGUUCAUCGCGCCGCCGCGGCUGUUCCGGGGCGACCUGUCGCUGUACUUCCCGAACCUGUACGGGACGACGCUGCUCAAGGACGACGGCGAGCCGCGCGACACGACGCCGACGCUACAAGGCCGCGUCUCCGUCGUCAGCGUUUUUAGUAGUAGGUGGGCCGACGACCAGACCAAGACGUUCGCGUCCCGGCAGCACAACCCGGAGCUGGCGGCGCUGCUCGAGGCGCACACCGACCGCGGCGCCCAGGCCGUGCGCAUCAAUGUCGAGGAGGACGCCAUGAAGGCCCUGCUGAUCAGGCUGUUCAUGGGCGGCCUGCGCAGGGAGGUCGGCGAGCCGAACUGGGACAAGUACUUCGUCGUGCGCAAGGGCGUGUCGGAUGAGAUCCGGGAGGCCAUCGGCUUGUUGAAUAGCAAGGUCGGCUACGUCUACCUGGUCGAUGCCGAGUGUAGGAUAAGGUGGGCCGGCAGUGGUCUCAGUGAGGACCAUGAGCGCGAGAGCCUUGUCAAGAGUGUUCAGCGGCUGCUCGAGGAAGGAAAAAAAGAGGAGAAGGGGAAGAAAAAGGAGAUCCUGUAG